GGACAUGAGGCCGUUUCGGGCCGUUUUGUUUUUUAUUGUUUGUAAACAGUUCAACUUAAAAUUUUCCAAUCCUUGUAAAAUAUUUGUUUAAAUAAUGGCAGAUUCCGACUUAUCAGAUCUAAGAAAACAAUGCUUGAACAGUUUGUAUUUGUGUUCAGACAAUAUUUCGAAGUAUUUGGAUGAAGGAAGAAAUAAUGAAUAUGAGAAACUAAAGUCGAUUGUAAAAGAAUAUUGUCUCAUGGAAGCUCAGCAAGAUGUAGCAAUCCAAGCUCUGGAAAAAACCAAGAAAGAAAUAGACGCAACAAACGUAGACACAUUAGAAAAUAAAUUUAAAGCUAAUCUAAGUAGUAUGGCUGGAAAACGUCUAGAUGUUAAUAGGCAUCCGUACAUGUUGGAACUAAAUAAACAUAUCGAAAAGGGACUAGAAAAUGCUAGAAAUAAUUUGGAUGACUCAGACCUAGCAAUUACGGAAACUCAAGAUAGACUUAUUGAUCCAAUAACAAAGAAGGCAAUAGUUAACCCAGUGAGGAACACAAACUGUGGCCACAUUUAUGAAGAGGAAGUUAUUAUGAAAAUCAUACAAAAGAAGAAACUUAGAUGUCCAGUUGCUGGUUGUGGAAAUCGAGAGCCACUAAUCAGGCAACACUUAAUAAGUGAUGAAGAACUGAAAUUCCGUUUGGCACUCACACAGCACUCUACUAUGAUUGAGGAAAGAUCUGUAUUGGAUCUUGAUGAUACUACUUAGUGAUAAUAAAAUAUAUUUUUGUUGCUUA
Molecule: messenger RNA, 773 nt
Organism: Colias croceus (clouded yellow)
Lineage: Eukaryota; Metazoa; Arthropoda; Insecta; Lepidoptera; Pieridae
Product: E3 SUMO-protein ligase NSE2-like
Exons: 5
Coding region: 95-745 (216 amino acids)
Biological process (GO): double-strand break repair via homologous recombination; protein sumoylation
Cellular component (GO): Smc5-Smc6 complex; nucleus
Molecular function (GO): SUMO ligase activity; zinc ion binding
Source: RefSeq, a predicted model, not a curated record